Thermothelomyces thermophilus ATCC 42464 is the source of this 569-nucleotide messenger RNA. RefSeq lists its product as uncharacterized. The coding region runs from base 92 to 463 and encodes 123 amino acids. The record is from RefSeq and is a predicted model, not a curated record. NCBI's taxonomy places the organism in Eukaryota, Fungi, Ascomycota, Sordariomycetes, Sordariales, Chaetomiaceae. The transcript has 2 exons.
UAGAUUCCUCCUGCGAGUUCUCAAUAAUAGCACUGAUCCCAUUCACCUGACCGACUACUAGUAUUCCUAUACUACACCCCAGAUCAACACCAUGGAACAAGGAGUGCACACCCAUAAAGGCCACAAGAAGGCCGGCCAUCCGCACCUCCAUCCCAAGCCCGAGACUGGCUACACCGACGAGGCGGCGGAGGAGUGUCAUGACCUCAUCGACCAGGCCGAGGAGGCUGCCCAUCUGCACGACCCAGACUCGAUGUACUCGAUAACGAACAAGCCCGAGCAUGUGCACAGGGCCACGGGCGGUCUGCAGGGCAGCGUCGGCAGCGCCGGCAAGGGCGCGGCCCAGAAGAUGCAAGAGACGGGCAAGGGCGUGGCCCAGAAGAUGCAAGAGACCGGCAAGGGCGUCUCAGAAACAGUCGGCCAGAAAGUGGACCAGAUGAAGAAGACUGUCGGCCUGGAAAAAUGAAAAAAAAAAUGAGUGAACCCGGCAAAGAUAUGUAUUCUUAAAAGAGAUUAUAAAAGAACCAGAAGAAAAACAAAUCGGCCUCUUCGGAAGGCAGACUGAAACACUG